Molecule: messenger RNA, 1514 nt
Organism: Theileria parva strain Muguga
Lineage: Eukaryota; Apicomplexa; Aconoidasida; Piroplasmida; Theileriidae
Gene: eif3m
Product: PCI domain protein
Exons: 4
Coding region: 195-1499 (434 amino acids)
Biological process (GO): cytoplasmic translational initiation
Cellular component (GO): cytoplasm; eukaryotic translation initiation factor 3 complex
Molecular function (GO): translation initiation factor activity
Source: RefSeq, a predicted model, not a curated record
CUUAAAUAUUUUAAUUUAAAAAUUAAAAUUUGUUAAAUUAAUUUAAACAAAUAAAAAUUAUUUGAAUUUUUUAAAUUUAAACUUGUUUUUUUGUGAUUCCAUUUCUCCUCUAGUUUUACUCUCUAUCAAUUUUUAAAUUAAAAUAUUCUGUAAAAAUUUGAUUUAAUAAUUUGUUUCAAUACUUUUAUGUGAAAAUGACCACUUUCGUUCCUCUUUCUCAGGACACGGAGGGCGCUGUGAGUUCGGCUUCGCUGGGUGACUGGGUUCUUGGGAUUCUUAAGGUCAGAUGUCCCAGCAAGACUGCAACCUACUACGCUCAGCUUCUGGACCAGUUCCAGGAAGUUGAAGGCGAGCAAAUUAUCAAGGAGUCAUUCCAACUUUUUGAGCUUCUGCUCAGUGAACACUUAACCGUCUUUGAGUUUCUCGAAGAAUCUAAAACCAACGGCACUACCGUCAUGCUCUCACUCGAUCCCACCUCCAAAGCAGAAUCUGAAGUUCGAGUUAAGUAUUCGGAUGCUUUGAAGCAGGUUGAGGAGUAUUUUACAGUGUUGAUGUACAUGUUACAGCUCAGAUUUACAAGUUCUGGCCAGAUUGAGAAGGCAGGGCACCUUCUCCUUAAAGCUAUUCAAGGCGGAGAAAGCUUCCUAGAACUCAGACUUAGACUUCUCCAGAUGCUCUACAACUCUGUAGAAUCCACACUGCCUCUCAGAGUUGAUGUUUACAUCGCUAUACUUGAAUUCGCCGCCAAGCAUAACAUCUUCCACACUCUCAUUCCCAUCGUUAAAGAGGUGGAUGAGUGGAUGGUGGAUUGGUCUAUAGAUAAGAAGACGAAGAUUAGAAUAUAUCAUAUAAUUGCUGAGGAACUUGACAAACUGAACAGAGCGGAUCUCGCCUAUAAAUUCUGGAAAAAAAGAGUUGAGUGCCUCAACGAACCUGAUCUAUACACCACCGAUGAGAAUGUAAUGGCCACAGUUACGUUUGUGGUACGUAGUUUGAGGUCUGAGGACAUUUUAUACUUUGACCAGUUAUUACUGAUGCCGGCAGUGGCUCAUCUAAAAGAGACUAGAUAUGCGCCUCUAAUAAGCCUGCUAGAAAUCUUUAUUAGAGGAAAUUUGGAAGAUUUAGACAAAUACUUGAAGGAAAAUGCGGAAUUUGUGAGUGAACUUAAACUUGACUGGAAACCCUUGGUGGAAAAGCUAACACUGCUGACAAUCAGUACAAUGUGUCAACAGCAGUCUGAAAUCCCAAUUGAGAUGAUUGAGAAGAACCUCCAGCUCCCGCCAGAGGAGGCUGAGCAGAUGAUCGUCAACGCCAUUAACAAGGGCGUUAUGGAAGCUCUAAUAGACCAGAACAGUAAGAAAGUUAUCAUUAACCACGUGGUACAUCGCGAAUUCGGCAACGAGGAGCUGAAACAACUUUACAACAAUUUAAAACAGUGGCGAAACUGCAUCAACACUCUCAUCAACAUUGUAGACAAUAAAUCACUUAAUUCUUCCUAAUCUCUUACUAUUUAC